CUUUAUACCUCUGGACUGCAUAUUGUACAAAUGCGGGGUUCUACAAAUGCGAUCGAGCUCCGGAUGAAACAAUUGUUCUUCAAAAAAUAGGAGAUCUCUGGCUGAAUUUUAAUUUGAAACAUGGGGUGAAAUCUGUAAGAGGAGGGGAGGAAAGAAAGGACUAAAAAAUAACGGUUUAUUUGGAGAGAAACGUUUUACAUGGCGGUGUGAACUGCUACAAGCAAGAUUCAGCCUCUUCAUUAUUUUUAUUUUCUGAAUAUUCUAUUCUAUAAAUAUAAAGUCCACAGGGCAGAGCCCAAAUUUGAUCUUGCAAGGUCUGAGAGAGAGUUGGAAAGCAUGGCUUCUGAUUUCAAAUCCUUUCCAGUGAUAGGUAAUAGCACCUCUCUCUCUCACUUCCAUUCGUGUGAUAGAGUGAUAGCUCGCGGGUUGAGGACGGGAGGUUUGGUGAUCUCGGCUGGUGGUUGGAGCCUCGUACAUCUUGGGGAAGCUUCUUUAAUUUAUGUGCGUCCUCUCUCAAGGAAAUGCAACGAUCCAAAGAUGGCUGAAGAUUCUGGUGUAUUUGAAGUCGUUAACUUGUUGGAUCAGGCUUGUAAAGAGUCUGGUUUUUUCUAUGUGAAAGGCCAUGGCGUACCUGAUCAUAUUGUCCAAGGGGUUAGAGAUUUAUCACAUGAGUUUUUUGGUCUUCCAUAUGAAGAAAAAUUGAAGAUCAAGAUGUCUGCUUCCUCUGGGUACAGAGGAUAUCAAGUAAUGGGGGAGAAUAUAACCCAAGGGAAACCGGAUAUGCAUGAAGCUAUUGAUGCUUACAAGGAGGUAGAACCUGGUAGGUAUGGAGAUCGUGCUGCACCUUUGGAAGGAUCAAACUUAUGGCCAAACCAUCUUCCGAGCUUCAAAGUACUAUUUGAAGAGUAUAUUGAUCAUAUGAAAGAUCUUUCCAGGAUUAUUUUGAAAGGAAUAGCUCUUGCCUUGGGUGGAUCACCAAAUACAUUUGAAGGGGAAAGAGCGGGGGAUCCCUUCUGGGGGAUGCGUAUAAUAGGAUACCCAGAAUGCACUGAUAUUAGGAGAAUUGAGAUGCAAGAUGAUGGUAUUGGAUGUGGAGCACAUACUGACUAUGGUCUUUUGACACUGGUUAACCAGGAUGACGACAUUGCUGCACUUCAGGUGAGGAAUCGCUCUGGUCAAUGGAUUUGGGCUGCUCCCAUACCCGGUACUUUUGUGUGCAAUAUCGGUGACAUGCUCAAGGUUUGGUCAAAUGGUUUGUACGAGCCCACCCUGCAUAGGGUGAUUAACAACUCCCCUAGAUACCGGAUCUCCAUACCUUUCUUCUUUGAGCCGAACUUUGAUGCUGUGGUGGAGCCCUUGGACAGCUGCAAAGAAAUGACAGGUGGGACUGCGAAGUUUGAACCUGUUGUUUAUGGGGAUCAUUUAGCCGGCAAAGUCCUCAACAAUUUUGCCAAAUACGAUUGAUGACAAUGAAUUACUGGAACGGUAAAGGAACAGCUAGCCAACUGUGGAGUAAUCUGCCUCCCACUAGUUGAAGUCUGUGGGCGCCUCAUCUUAAUGUGGAAUGCAACUUAAUGUGACUUGUGCUAGUUCUUAAUGGACUAUUUAUACAUUGUGCUGUGUAUCAUUUCCCUAAAGUAUUUAUUUGCAUCUC
Molecule: messenger RNA, 1654 nt
Organism: Amborella trichopoda
Lineage: Eukaryota; Viridiplantae; Streptophyta; Magnoliopsida; Amborellales; Amborellaceae
Product: homoarginine-6-hydroxylase 2-ODD-233
Source: RefSeq, a predicted model, not a curated record